CACAAGUUGGGCAGUUAUCACGGACACUGAUGAUCCAGCUGCUGCUCGUGAGUCUGUGACUGAGUGACUGAGUGAGUGAGUGACUGUCUGUGAGAGCGUGAGUGACAUGGAAACAACUGGCGUCCACACUUAGAAGUGGACCCCGCCGUGGAGCUGACAGCGGGCGGAACCCACGGAGGAAACACGCCGAGCAAAACUUCUUCCCCCACGGCCGCACUCAUGUGAUUCCCCCUCCCGCUGCCGGAGCCAUGUCCAAGAGCCUGAAGAAGAGGAAGAACCACUGGACCAACAAAGUCCACGAGAGUGUGCUCUGCAGGAAUGAGGACGGGGAGCUGGGGCUGGAGCUGAGAGGCGGCGCGGAGAACGGACUCUUCCCCGUCAUUGGCGACCUUCUGCCGGACAGAGCGCCGUGCCACAGCGGCAAACUCUUCCAGGAUGAACUCCUGCUGGAAGUCAAUGAUACCCCGGUGGCUGGACUCACCACCAGGGACGUCCAUGCUGUGGUCAAACACAGCAAAGACCCAGUCCGACUCAAGUGUGUCAAACAAGGGGGCGUGAUAGACAAGGACCUGCGCCACUACCUCAACCUGCGCUUCCAGAAAGGCUCGGUGGACCACGAGCUGCAGCAGAUCAUCCGGGACAACCUCUACCUCCGCACCGUCCCCUGCACCACCAGGCGGCCGAAGGAAGGCGAGGUCCCGGGGGUGGAUUAUAACUUUGUGACCGUUGAGCGGUUUAUGGAACUGGAGAAAAGUGGAGCGCUGCUGGAGAGCGGAACAUAUGAAGACAACUUCUACGGCACGCCGAAGCCUCCGGCUGAGCCCAGCGCUCUGCUGCUAAAUGUGACAGACCAGCUGCUGCCGGGCGCCAGACCCAGUUCUGAGGGCAAGCGGAAACGCAACAAGUCGGUCAGCAACAUGGAGAAAGCCAGCGUCGAGCCCCCCGAGGAUGAGGAGGAGGAGAGAACCGUCGUCAACGGCAACGGCAUCGCUGUCACACCAGAGUCGAGCGAGCAUGAGGACAAGAGCGCGGACACUUCGGGGGACGGCGCCCCGCAGAGCGACCCGGCGGACGCUUCCUCUGAGACGCCACAGGACGACGGACAGUCCCCCAAGACCACCGUCCCCAAACCGGAGGACAGCGACGACCUAGGGACGCUGCCGGACAACUGGGAGAUGGCUUACACUGAGAAGGGAGAGGUCUACUUCAUCGACCACAACACCAAGACCACAUCGUGGCUGGACCCGAGGCUCGCCAAGAAGGCAAAGCCGCCCGAGGAAUGCAAAGAGGACGAGCUUCCAUAUGGCUGGGAGAAAAUCGAUGACCCCAUUUAUGGCAGCUACUAUGUGGAUCAUAUAAAUAGAAGGACCCAGUUUGAAAACCCAGUCCUGGAGGCAAAGAGAAGACUCGAGCAGCAGCAGCAGAUGCAAAGCCAGGGUCUGUCCUCACUGCCCCUUCCCACCAUCUACAGAGAGAAGUCGCUGUUCACGCGAGACCCCGCGCAGCUGAAAGGCAGCUUCUUAUCCACCGCGCUGCAGAAGAGCAACAUGGGCUUCGGCUUCACCAUAAUCGGAGGCGACGAGCCCGAUGAGUUCCUCCAGGUCAAGAGUGUCAUCCCCGACGGGCCGGCUGCAGCGGACGGGAAGAUGGCCACGGGUGAUGUCAUCGUGUACAUCAACGACGUGUGCGUCCUGGGAACCACGCACGCCGACGUGGUCAAGCUCUUCCAGUCGGUGCCCAUCGGUCAGAGCGUGACGCUGGUCCUGUGCCGCGGUUACCCUCUGCCCUACGACCCCGAGGACGCCGCCCACUCCAACAACACCACCACCAUCAUCUCCCCGCUGGGUAUCAUGGACCAGCGGCCCGUCAUGGUGAACGGCAGGAGCGGCUACGACGGCUACCUGGAGUAUCUGUCCCGCACGGCGCGCUUCGUCACGGACGCCGGUCAGGACCCGGUCAGCGUGCAGCAGCAGCUUCUUCCGCCUCACCCCGGCGACACCAACUUAGACGGCUCGCUCCCGCCCACCACCGGCACCACGCCCCCCGACAGCGUCUCCAUGGCGUCGUCGGGGGCGACGCAGGGCGAGCUGCUGACGCUCACCAUGGUGAAAGGGAUGGACGGCUUUGGCUUCACCAUCGCGGACAGCGCGGCGGGUCAGCGGGUCAAACAGGUGCUGGAGCCUCAGGGCUGCCCCGGCCUGUGCGAGGGCGACCUCAUCGUGGAGGUCAACAAGCAGCUGGUGCAGGGACUCACACACACACAGGUGGUGGAGCUGCUCAAGGACUGUGCCGUCGGAGCGGAGACCGGCCUGGUGGUUCAGAGAGGAGGGACAGGUCACUUUCCCACCUGGAAGAACCACAAACAGGUGCUGGAGCAGUGGGAGUUGCAGCAGGGCCAGAGCAGCCUGUCGGCCCCCAUUGUCGCGCACAGCGCCCCGUUCCCAACGCAGCGUCUUCACGGGGCCUCGGUCCCAGACUCGGCCUGCGAGGCCUCGGCCCCGGCUAAACCCGACCCCUUUGACCUUUUCGAGAAGUCCAGGUGUAUCUAUGAGAGUAGGCAACCUGGACCGAGGGCGGUUUUUCCUGCCGACUCCACAGGUAACGACAGAGCGGACGCGUCAGCUUUAGAAACACAGACUGUGCCUGAGCUCGUCAACAGGACUCUCCUGGUCUCGCUGUCUUCAGGAGCUGAGUUCCAGGACAUCGAGGUCUACCUGCGCAGACAGAAGUCCGGGUUCGGUUUCCGUGUGCUGGGCGGAGACGAGGCCGGGCAGCCUGUGAGUCCGGAGGCGCGUGAGAAGAUCCUGAUCGGAGCGAUCAUCGAGAAGAGUCCAGCCGACCUCGACGGGCGACUGCGACCCGGCGAUGAGCUGCUGUUCGUGGACGGAAUCCCGGUGAUGGGGAAGCCGCACCGAUACGUCAUCGACCUGAUGCACGGCGCCGCUCGCCACGGGCAGGUCAACCUGGUCAUCAGGAGGAGGACGCCGGCGGCAGGCGACUCCUGUCCGCAGAACGGCCGCAGCCCUGGCUCCGCCUCCACGCAGCACAGCUCGCCGCGCAGCGACUUCACCUACGGCAACAGCACCAGCGCCGCGCAGCCGCCGCCCAACGCCUGCGCCGGCAACGCCGCCGCCUCCUCAGACGGCACGUCGACGCCCAACGCUCAGCCCAGCGAUGUCGUCAUCAACCGUAAAGAGAGCGAAGGCUUCGGUUUCGUCAUCAUCAGUUCACUCAACCGGCCUGAGGCGGCCGCCGCUAACUCUGUGCCGCACAAGAUCGGACGCAUCAUCGAGGGCAGCCCGGCCGACCGCUGCGGGAAGCUGAAGGUGGGCGACAGGAUCCUGGCGGUGAACGCUCAGUCCAUCGUCAACAUGCCGCACGCCGACAUCGUCAAGCUGAUCAAGGACGCCGGCCUCAGCGUGACCCUGAGGAUCAUCCCGCAGGAAGAGAUCAGUGAACCUCCGUCAGCUCCCAGCUCAGAGAAGCACAGUCCUGUGACGCAGCAGCACAGCCCCAACACGCAGCCCAGCGCCGCCGCCGCCGCCGCAACCGCCGCCACCACCGCGCAGCCCAACACGACCACGACCACGACCACGGAGCCAAACUCGUCCGUCAGUCAACCCAACGCUGUCCAUCACAGUCCUGCCACGCAGCAACCCGCCCCCCCGCCUCAAACCUACACCCACGAGAGCAGUUACAGGUCAGAGGUGAAGGCGAGGCAGGACGUGAAACCAGACAUCCGACAGCCGCCGUUCACAGAUUACCGACAGCCGCCGGUGGAUUACCGUCACCCGCCUGUGGCCGACUACCGGCAGCCGCCGACGCUGGACUACAGACACCCGCCGCUGCUCGACUACAGACCGAUCACCGGCGACGGCAGACAGUUCAACAUCCCAGAAUACAGAAUGCCUCCAGUUCAACUCACGCAGGACUUUGACUUCUUCACCGUGGAGCUGGAGAAGAGUGUGAAGGGCUUCGGUUUCAGCAUCCGCGGAGGACGAGAGUACAAGAUGGAUCUGUUUGUCCUGCGGCUGGCGGAGGACGGACCGGCCAUUCGCAACGGGAGGAUGAGGGUUGGAGAUCAGAUCAUCGAGAUCAAUGGAGAGAGCACCCGGGACAUGACUCACUCCAGGGCCAUCGAGCUGAUCAAGUCGGGAGGGCGGCGUGUGCGUCUCCUGCUGAAGAGAGGAACGGGGCAGGUCCCAGAGUACGACAAUCCUGCCCCAUGGGAUGCUCGCCCUUCAGCCUCCCCAAGCCUGUCGGAAGUAGCUCCUCCCGUCGACAGCUUUUCCAUGCCAUCGCCUUCACCUCAUCUGGCCCCGCCCCCUGACCCGCCUCACCUGCUGCCUCUGGACGUCCCUUGGGACGCGGCGCCGCGAGACAGCAGGACGGAGCGUGCCAAGAGCCCCCAGAAGGCGGAGCUGCUAAAUGUAGAUCCCAUCAGCCGGGGGAGGAGAAGCUGCAGAGCGAAGCAAGAGGGUGGCAGGUCCACUCACCAGGGGUACAGGGUGCAGCCCACGACUGAGGGGGGCGGGGCCAAAGACGGACAGAGUGGGGAGCCCAAACUCUCCAGGAGCACCAGAGGGAGGUCCAAGGAGAGACAUCCGGGGGACAGCAGAGAAUCCAACCAUUCUCCGAGCUGCUCCAAGCUCCUGCACACUAACGGAAACAGCAGGGAAGAUGCGGAGCGUAAGUUCAGUGGCUGGCAGCAGCAGCAGCAGCAGGAGCCCGAGCAGAGCAAAGCCAAGGCCAGGGAACUGGACCGGGGCCUGGGAGAGAGUCGGCCUAGCCUGCCCAACAAGAGCACCAGCAGCAGCAGCAGCGGUGGCGGCAGCAUACCAGGGAGGAAGGCCACGGUCUCUCCCGGUCCCUGGAAGAUCCCCGGAUCUGACAAGCUGCCCAGCUCACUGCGCACGGGCGCGUCCACGCUGAGCAGAUAACACCGCAGCUCCCUGUGCUCCUUUAGCUCCUCCUCCUUCUCCCAAGGACGAGCGUCAGAACCUCGGGGGGGCGGGGGCAGUGUGAUCUGGACCUCGUGCUUUUAGAAUUUUAUUUAUGAUACUGUACUCUAAAUUAUUUUGAGAAAUAUUUGACACCCACCACCUUAAGAACUGGUUAAUCAUCCACUUUUUUGAGGAACAAAAAAAUGGAAGAGCAGUAGAAUGUGUGAGUGCUUUGUGACGGAGGAUAAAACUCGUUGGGGACAAACAUGCAAAUACAACAACGACAGGAACCAACCAGCUGUCCAUGUUGGACUUUUUUAUAUAUAUCUACAGAACGCAGUCUAUUUUAUGAAAAAGGAAUGUUACAAAAAAGAAGGUUUGCCUGUUUUUGACGAGAGCGAAUGGAACAAAGAGAUCGACAGAACUUUGCCUUAACAGAGACUGUGUGGGCCUCAAUCUGUCAGUCAUAGAUAUAUUAUAACCAGUAUGAAUAUGUGGGAUCAUUUUGUAAAUAAGAGAAAACACAAUCUUAUGGAGAGUCCAGUUGGAAAAGUGAGCAGAGCAGAACCACAUCGACGUCGCCCUCCUCCUCCUCUCCUGUGACUGCAGGUCAGGGUUCAGCUGCCCGACCUCAACCUCGACCCGACCUCGACCCGACCUCGACCCG
Messenger RNA from Solea solea (common sole), 5610 nucleotides. RefSeq names its product membrane associated guanylate kinase, WW and PDZ domain containing 2a (gene magi2a). NCBI's taxonomy places the organism in Eukaryota, Metazoa, Chordata, Actinopteri, Pleuronectiformes, Soleidae. The coding region runs from base 249 to 4940 and encodes 1563 amino acids. Gene Ontology annotation, biological process: signal transduction; receptor clustering. The transcript is spliced from 21 exons. Gene Ontology annotation, cellular component: dendrite; cytoplasm. The record is from RefSeq and is a predicted model, not a curated record. Gene Ontology annotation, molecular function: SMAD binding; signaling receptor complex adaptor activity; beta-1 adrenergic receptor binding.